CAAUUUUUCUGAUAAGAGUCUACGGUUUGGCUGCUUUCAGAUUUAUUGAUUUUGUCUAACUAAACAGGAUAUAUGUUUACUGCACCGAGAAAUUGCAAAGUAAACUGAAGCUACUUAAAUAUGCAAUACAACAGGAAGCUUCAGUCUAUCUGGAAAAAUAUCUCCAUCGUCAUUGUAUCAUGCGUCCUAAUUAUUCGGGUUUUCUCCCUGGGCUACGUAGUGGGUGGAUUUAUUCUCAAGUUCCACGAACCACUGCUCCAUCUUGGUAGUAUCAGGAUGCUUAACAAUUUGCGCAUGGGCACUCUACCACUUGGUUCACUCCUCAACGCUUUGACGAUCUCGCUGAUACCGUCGAUGUUUUUCAACACAAUUAACACAAUUUUCUCAUUCGGUGGAAUUUGUAAAAGAAGCAACGGAUGUCUAAGAGCAAGUUCCAUUAUGAACAUUAUAAUAAUAUUGUACAAUACAAUAUUCACAGGGUUGUGGACAUGGUUGAUUGCUGAGCUAAAUCACAGUAUCCAGAAUUCGUUUUAUGAGAUGUACCACCACUGGACGACGGUAUCCCAUGACAAACUGAUGUGGAAUUCAAAAUUUGUCCCAAUGCGAUGUUGUGGUUUCAAUGGAACAAUUAUAGAUAUACUGUAUACAAAUGGCUGCACUUUCUCUGUCGGAUGUUUUGAUUACCUAGCAGGCACCAUCAAUACUUACGGAAGCUGUUAUAUAGCAGUACUUAUAGCGAACAUCGUUGCAGGGAUAACCAUGAUUGUUGGAACAGAGUACUUGCAUAGACUCCAAACGAUUGAUUCAAAAACGAAACAUAUUCCACGAUUAGACAGAGGAAAUAUUCACAAAUUUCGCAACGGGAUUUUAUGUCAAAUCUGUUUUAUCCUUAGAACAAAUUGGUCAAGGAAUCGACUGUCUUCAUUGUUUGGGUGUAUAUCAGCAUUUUCAGUGAUUUUUGAUGGAGGGAUUAUUGUAACCAUUCUUGCCAGUAGAUUCAGCUUGUAUGACAUAACAUCAACAGAUAUACUCUAUCACAUCAGUGGACCAUAUAGCAUAAACAUGGGAUACACCAAGGAUGCCCUUUUAAUAGCCUUUCUUUGUUUGCUUAUAUGGUCACUAGUUGCAAAGAUUUUAUACUUUUGUGGAAUAUAUUUCACCAAGAAGAAUUUGUUCGCUGCUUAUGUUUGUUCCGAUAUCUUUGUGCUGGUGGUGGAGAUUAUCAUUUUGGUGUUUGCGUCGCUUAUCAUUAAAGCUGUGUAUGACUGUAAGAAGGAUCCGUCCGAAUGCAAUGCCCAUUCAUGCCCCACCACGCCUGCAGUGCCGCAAGUCUGUAUAUCAACAACAUUCGUAUGGAUAUCUACUGGUAUUCUAAUUUUUCACAUCUUUCUGAAAGUAUGGUGUAUUAUAAUAUCGGAUCGUGUUUAUAAAAGUUCUUUUUCGAUGAAACUAUCACCACAACCAAAGUUCGAAACAUCUGAAAAAGACACUUUUGGAUUUUUCUAUACAGUAUUUUUAUCUAUGAAAAGACAUCCCUUGGUAGCUGUUUUGAUUGGAGUAUCUCUAAUAAUAUGCGUUGUUAAUUGUGUAUACUUUGCUGGACUUCUCAUCGUACGAUAUGGUUAUUCUUCCGACACUGAUCUAUCGGAUGUUUUACAUGCAAUUACAAUUGGAUAUCUAAACAUGUCGACGAUCAGAGACAAUGCAAUUAUUGUUAGUCUUGUUUCAAUUUCUGUGUCAUUCUUUCUUCAAUGUGGAAAAACGGUUUCUGUUGGGAUGCAUAAACCAAAGGUUACAUUACUGAUACUCUGGUCGGAAUUGCCUAUAGUUAUUUUACAACUUUCAGCCAUAUCAAUGACUUCCAUGGAGAUAAAACUGGUGUAUUGUUGCUCGAACGACACAGACUGUCAUUUUCAUUAUCAGGACAAUACAUCGGAAGAUUUUUCUUUCCACGGUGGUUCGAAAGCUUUUUUUUGUAGUAACACGGAGAACGUGCGGGACUAUGCUGUGCUACAGUUUUGGUUGAUGUUUGGAUUUGGUAUGCUAAGUUUGACUUCACAGGUCCUGUCUAUCGGUUUGGGCUACAAAUACUUUAAAAGAAGUGAUGAUGGUCAUCUAGGUAUUUUCAAAGGUGUUUCUGAACUUUUCAAGAAUAUAUGGUAUAAAGUAACAGACAAUAGAUACAUCAACGAAAAGAAUAUGCCAAAUUACAGCAGGAUGUUUGGAGUGUUUUGUAUCCUGAUGGGGGUUGGAUCGUUUAUUGAGAUUGUUUUUGCUAUAUCUCUGUAUACGUACUACUUCACGGAGGGUGAUUCAAACCAUUUCCUUGACAGUCUUAACCGUUUCACAUACUAUCGCUAUAACAUGGAGUCCCUCUACAGAGGAGUCUCCAUUACUGUGCUUGUCAUUAUUCCACUGACCACAGCUCUCCGUGUAGCUGUCUUCAUCUGGUUCUCCUUCAGAAGGACAACAUUUGCUUUAUACACGAUAUUUGUAUUCAUUAUCGUCUGGACGCUGGGAGAAGUCCUCAUUUUAUGCUACACAUCUUAUGUACUUAAACUGACUUACAAUUGUAUGGAUUCUGCUGUCUUCAGAUUUACAGAGGAUGUGGAACCGAGUCGAAGUACGGCUUGCACAGGACUUGGGAGUACGAUAUUUGUUCAAUCAGGAAUGAUUGUUGCCUACAUCAUUCUACAUAUCAUUCUAGACAUAGCCCUACUGAUUAUUUUAGAUGCAAUCAACCCCUAUCUUGUAAAGAGAAAUGACUGCAAACGGCUGACAAUGCGAUUGUGGCAUAAUAUUAUUGGAGAAAUAAAAAAAUAUUCUAAAACACAGAGGAUAUUUCUUGGGAUACAAGUUAUAUCUGUGAUUUUGAACUUCGCCUUUUGGAUAGGAAUUAUCUUGAUGGGACUAAUUCCAGGAUAUUUCUAUACUCAGUCUAGUUUUCUUUCCAACCUAUCUAGUAAUACCAAAACGAAAUUACUCGGAGUAAUGUAUUCAUUGAUACCGGUUGUUCCUCUAGAUGCCGCCAAUCACGUGUUGGGAACUGUAGCAUUAUUUAAACAGAAAAAAGAAGUGUUUAUAACGUUUGCUGUAUGUGAUAUCAUCUUGGGCAUCUGCGAUAUCAUUUAUUUUUUCUUUUCGACGGUCAUUCUUCAAUCUGUACAUAAAUCUAGUGCCCUAUUUUUUGGAUCAGCGUGUGUUUUGAUGGCGUACAUCGUGGAAACCUUCAUUAUACAUAUCACGGUAUUGGUUCUGUCACUAAAACUCGUCAGAGGAUUUCACAAACGAAUUGGAGACAAUAAUGAAAAUCAUUCCCUUAUAGCGAUGCGAAAUAUUCAGCAAGAAUUGGUCGUAAACAGACAUCACAUACUCCAUGCAGAAAAUGCUAUUGAAAAUUUAAGGUAUCAUCAGAACAGAAACGAGGAUUUACAAACCGAAAGAAGGAAAAAGAAAGCUGGAAAAGAAAGUGAAAUAAAAGAUAAAGCUGAAAAUGUAGACAAUAGAGAAAUCCGGCAAACCAUAAAAGAGAAUGGGAAAGAACAAGAACUGGAACAAACUAAAAGCCCGAUGAGACCCGAAGGUGGGACAGUAAAACAAAGAGACGAUGAAGACGGAAUCUUGCAUACCAUGGACGGGGGACUUCAAAACAAAGAAAAGGAACAUUCUAUAUACAAUAUAAACAAUACACAGGAGAAAAACGAAACUGAAUAGGAAUUUAUCGAAGUUGUUCAAGAAACGGAAGAUAUAACGGAUAAUGGAAAUAUCACAAACACGGGAGUAAAAAGACACCGCAAAAGAAAAACCAGAAAACAAAGAAAGAUUGAGGAAUUUGACAUCCAAAGAAUGGAAGUAGGUUCUCAAGAUGAAGAAGCAGGACAAGAAACAUAUUACUACAAAACUACGAAAACAAAUAUGCCUAUUGAAGAAUGGUAGCUUCUAAUGAUAUCGAUAGUAAAGAGGCAGUUCAAAGUUCUGUGGAUAUUGCUUUGAUUAUAUCAUUUAUUACAAUAUAAGCAGAUGAAAUAAAUUGUGUGGAGAGAAAUGUCGUAGAAUGAAAGGUGAAGAUAACGAACAGUGAUCAAUCUCAUAACUCCUAUAAGCAAUACAAAAUAGAUAGUUGGGCAAACACGGACCCCUGGAUACACCAGAGGUGGGAUCAGGUGCCUAGAAGGAGUAAGCAUCCCCUGUCGACCGGUCACACCCGCCGUGAGCGCUAUAUCUUGAUCAGGUAAACGGAGUUAUUCGUAGUCAAAAUCAGUGUGCCAAGAACGGCCUAACAAUCGGUAUGAAACAUGUCAGACAGCAUUUGACUCAAUGUUACUUAAUUGACUAUUUUUACUUCAACUUCAGUAACAUUCAUGAAUUUAAGGUACAUGUAUUCAAUGUAUAAUGAAAAAAGAUUGAUUGAUUGAA
Molecule: messenger RNA, 4416 nt
Organism: Ostrea edulis (European flat oyster)
Lineage: Eukaryota; Metazoa; Mollusca; Bivalvia; Ostreida; Ostreidae
Exons: 30
Coding region: 121-3714 (1197 amino acids)
Source: RefSeq, a predicted model, not a curated record